Messenger RNA from Impatiens glandulifera, 1977 nucleotides. RefSeq names its product probable apyrase 1. Gene Ontology annotation, cellular component: membrane. The transcript is spliced from 9 exons. Gene Ontology annotation, molecular function: nucleoside diphosphate phosphatase activity. Lineage: Eukaryota; Viridiplantae; Streptophyta; Magnoliopsida; Ericales; Balsaminaceae. Bases 388 to 1809 code for a protein of 473 amino acids. Gene Ontology annotation, biological process: nucleoside diphosphate catabolic process. The record is from RefSeq and is a predicted model, not a curated record.
CCCAAUUAAUCAAACCACCGCAAGUCCGCAACACGUCUACACUCUGCCAAAUUAUACAACUAGUGAAUUUUCAGAAGCUUAGGCUCUGUUUGGAGUAGAGGUUUUUGGGACAGAAGUGCAUGAAGUAACCGUAGACGCCUGAUCUGAAGGAUUUGUUUCAAGUUUUACUCAUUCUCGCUGCUGUCGAAUCUGGUAGAUAGAGCGACUAAGAUUAGAGAAGAGCUGGAGUCCUCACAUGAGGUGCAGUCCUUGAAGGCCACCGCGGCCGGAAACGGUCAGAUCCGAUACCGAUCUCCAUCGGCAGCGGAACUUCUGGAGGGGCAGUCCUUUAUCUUUCCGUCACUUCCAACUGUAGCAGACCAGGACCACCACAAUCAAUUAGAUAAAAUGUUGAAGCGUAAUCGACAGCCCGAGUCAGUCUCUGAUAAGAUGCACCGUUUCCGAGGCGUUAUAAUGGUGAUUUCGGUCCCUAUCCUAAUCGUCUUUUUUGUUCUUUUCUUGAUGCAUUCCAAUUCCCCCUCCGAUUCCAUCGAAUCCUUAUCUAGCCGCAAGGUUGCACCCAAUUAUGUCAAGGGCCGCAGUGGCUCCAAGCGUUAUGCUGUUAUCUUUGAUGCUGGCAGCUCUGGUAGCCGUGUGCAUGUAUUUUGCUUUGAUAAGAAUUUGGAUCUUGUUUCUAUAGGCAAAGAUCUCGAACUUUUCAAACAGUUAAAACCCGGUUUAAGCAAUUACGAGAAAGACCCAAAAGCUGCUGCGGACUCUCUUAAGCCUUUGUUAGAGGAUGCAGUAAAUGUUAUACCAAGAGAAUUGCAUAGAAGCACACCAGUCCGAGUUGGGGCAACUGCAGGUCUGAGGCAGUUGCAGGGUGAUGCAUCAGACAAAAUCUUGCAAGCGGUUAGAGACUUUUUGAGAAAUAAAAGUGGCUUCAAUUCCAAUGAUGGUUGGGUCACUGUUUUGGAUGGAAACCAGGAAGGUGCUUAUCAGUGGGUAACCAUAAAUUAUCUAUUAGGAAAUCUGGGUAAAUCACAUGCUAAUACAGUUGGAGUAAUUGAUCUGGGUGGAGGAUCUGUUCAAAUGGCUUAUGCUAUAUCGGGGUCAGAUGCUGCAAAAUCUCCUAAAGCAUCAGAUGGAGAGGAAACAUAUGUGAAGGAAAUGUAUUUACAAGGAGUGAAGUACUACCUUUAUGUUCACAGUUACUUGAACUAUGGCUUAUUAGCUGCUCGAGCAGAGAUUCUGAAGAAGAUUGAAGGUGGUUCUGGCAGCCCAUGCAUCCUGACUGGUUAUCAAGGUCGUUACAAUUACAGUGGAGAAUCCUUUGAAGCAUCAGCUUCAACAUCUGGUUCAAGUAUUAACGAGUGUAAGAACUUAGCUUACAAAGCUCUCAGGGUUGAAGAGAUUUCUUGCAAGUACAUGAAGUGUACAUUUGCUGGGAUUUGGAAUGGUGGGGGUGGCGAUGGCCAGAAGAAUCUAUUUGUUGCCUCAUUUUUCUUUGACAGGGCUGCUGAGGCCGGUUUUGUUGAUCCAAACGCAGCUGCCGCUAAAGUCCGGCCUAUCGAUUUUGAGGAUGCAGCUAAGCGUGCUUGUCAAACAACAAUGGAGGAAGCUAGAUCUUUAUAUCCACAUGUUGAAAAGGAUAACCUCCCAUACUUGUGCUUGGAUCUUGUGUACCAAUACACAUUACUUAUUUAUGGAUUUGGCCUGCAGCCUUUGCAAGAGAUUACAUUGGUCAAGAAAGUUGAAUAUAAAAAUUCCUUAGUUGAAGCAGCAUGGCCACUGGGUAGUGCGAUUGAAGUGAUGUCAUCAUUAGUGUAACUCCAUACAUAAAUAUUAUUUAUUGGGUGAGUAGAUCAACUGGAUGCUGCUUAUGUUGGCAUCAUCAGUGUUAUGAACACUAUCAUCAAUCCUUGAUUUUGCUUGGACCAAUACUUAUGUGAGGGAUCAGUUCAAUUUGUUCUAAAAUUAAUCGACCUUAAAUAUAAA